AUGGUAAAUGUCGUCUUCAUCAUUGUCAUUCUGGUGCUACAAUUACAAAAAGAUUGCCUCCAUAUCGAAUGGCCUAUUGGACCCAAAUACAAUCACACUAUUCGACCUUGUCAUGGUGACACUAAGGAGGAGAUCUGGGUGGUGACACGACUGCAAUUGGAACCGCUUGGCUUCGUCUUUCUCAUUUUCUUCAUGAGCAUCCUCAUUAUCCAGUUCAUCGCAAUGUUGUGCCAUCGUUUUGGCACAUUGGCUCACAUUAUCGCCUCAACGGAAUUGUUCUGCUUCCGAAAAACAGUGGGAAAGCUGAGUGAAGACGAGCUGGUCGUGCAGAAUGCGGUCGAAAUCGCUCGAGAGUUACAGGCGAUUCGUGGAGUGGACGAGUCACGAGAGCUCGGCCAGAUGGGAGAACAGAUCGGACGCCGCCGAGUGGUGCAGAACUUGGAAUCAUCACGGAUCUCACUGAUGAAGCGCAAAACAGAGACACUGGAUGCUGCGUUCAAGAAAAGGUUCUUUGCCCUCUCCAGCGAGGCAGCACAAGAUGGCGCCGAAUUUUCAACGCGAGGCAGUCGACGACGUGUUACCCUCACAAAGGGAACCAUCCGGGCGCUGGAGAAUCGACGUGAUUCACUGUUUGGUACAUAUGAGAAAAAGGACCAGCCCCCAGCUGAACUCGAUCGGAACUCUCCGGGUGCUGGUAAUCGCGGUCCUGCUCAACGGCGACUCGAGCGACUUUUCAACAAUCCGUCGGAUGUUCCACCCAGUGGAGGCCGAGACACGAAGGUUCGGAGGAGCUUUUGGUAG
This is a messenger RNA of Cooperia oncophora, 801 nucleotides long. Lineage: Eukaryota; Metazoa; Nematoda; Chromadorea; Rhabditida; Trichostrongylidae. The record is from the annotation of a GenBank genome assembly.